GUGUGUGUGUGUGUGUAUAUAUAUAUAUAUAUAUAUAUAUAUAUAUAUAUAUAUAUAUAUAUAUAUGUGUGUGUAUAUAUAUAUGUAUAUGUAUAUAUAUAUGUAUAUGUAUAUAUAUGUGUGGUCAGUGUGGAUAUCAGGGCCUUCAGUGUAAACACUUUAAAUUCAGUUACAGUUCAUCUCAUGUCUUCAUUUCAAAUUCUCAGGUCAUGUGAGUAAUUUUUCUGUUUUCUUGUGGUUCUUUUCAUUUAUUUAAUGACUCAUUUGAACCGAUUUAGAAAAUAUUUUGAAUGAAAGCACAAAACUAGACUAAACCUGCUGGAAAAGGGGCCAGUCUGAAUACAAGAUAGUCCUGAUCCAAUUUAGACUGGACUAAAGCCUGUGGUCAACUUAGACCAGGUCCAGUCCUCUAAACUUAAAGCAAAGUUAACUCAUAAAUGAACUCUGUGGAUCAGAGCAGAGUUAACUCUCAUAAAUGAUCUUGUUGGAGUGUGUGUUUCCAUGCACUGGUGUUAAAAUGACCUUUGACGUCUGAGGCGCGGCACUAAGGCGGAGUACCUGUAACUGAUUAACUCCAGCAGACUUUACACUCUCAUCUUUCCUGGUUGGUCUAUCUUUUGACACCGAAGGUAAGACAAACUUUUUUAACACUUUUCAUUUGAAUAUGAUUGAAUGAGGGUGUUAAACAGACUGUGGGUGUUAGACUGUGGAUGUUAACAGACUGUGGGUGUUAAACAGACUGUGGGUGUUAAACAGACUGUGGGUGUUAGACUGUGGAUGUUAACAGACUGUGGGUGUUAAACAGACUGUGGGUGUUAAACAGACUGUGGGUGUUAGACUGUCGGUGUUAACAGACUGUGGGUGUUAAACAGACUGUGGGUGUUAGACUGUCGGUGUUAACAGACUGCUGCUGUUCCCUGGAUGAAGAUGAGCCAGACUUCAGAUGAAGACAACGAGAUCUGCUUCACAGUGAAGUUUCUGGGUCGAGUUGAGGUGGAGCGCCCACAUGGACUCCAGGUUCUGGAAGAAGCAGCGCAGAACCUCAAGACUUCAGAUCCAAAGUCUUUAGAAAAAGCAGCGAAGCAGAAGAAAGUCCAUGUGUUUCUGUCUGUGAGUGGGAUCGACAUUCUGGAGACGAAAACCAAGUUCCUCUUGUACUCUUGUCCUCUGUCCUCCGUCUCCUUCUGUGCCGUCCUGCCAUCUUCAGUCCAGACCUUCGGCUUCGUGUCCAAACAUCCAGCGUCCGACACCUUCCACUGUUAUCUGUUCAGCAGCAGGAGGAUGUCUCAUGUGCUGGUGUCUGCAGUUGGUGAUACGUUCAGGGCCUCCAGGAAAGAGGAACACUCCAGAGGAGGCAGAGACCUGAUAGUGGAGGCACUGAGACACAAGAAUAAAAUACUGCAGAGAGAGAAUGAAGAUCUGAAGAGGAGGAUGAAAGGACAAAGGGAAUAACAGGAUAAUAUGGGCCCUAGAGUUAGAGUCUGGGGUUAGGGUUAGGGUUAGGGUCCAUGUAUGUAUGAGUUAGAAAUGAGCCCAUAAAUGUGGAAGAGUCUGAAUAAAACAUGUGUUUAUGUGCUUUGGAUGUUUAUGUUAAUGAAGCAUGAACCAUUUAUGGAUUAUUAUCACCCAUCCAUCCAUCUUCUUCAUCUUAGCCUGGUCCUGGACUCAUCAGUCUAAUGGAUGUCCAGACUCCUCCCUCUCCUCAGUCUCCUCCCUUUCCUCCUCAGCUGGUUCCUCUGGAUGUGGGGGAGCAGAACAUCUGCUCUGAGCUCCUCCCCUGUCCCUAAGGGUGGACCCACCUACUCACCCACCCUAACCCUAACCCCACCCUACAGAGGAAAGUCAUUUCAGAUUCAGGAUCUGGUCCAUGUGGUCCAGACCCAAAGAUCCUGAACAAAGAAGAGAGAAGGAACGAAGUCUGAGCAGAAAAUGAAGAGAUUCACGUGUGGUUCUAAAUGACAGAAUAAACACUCUGGUGUAUUUCAGGUUGAUUUAAAACAUUUUAAAGUGUUUUUUGAACAUGCUCCAAAAAUAAUUUUUUAGUAAGGCUAUAGUAUGACGUCCAAAAACGGACAUUUUGGACAUGAUUACAAAAAUGUCUAAAAUGUGAUUUAGGAGGUUCUAAAUGACAUAAACACUCUCUGGUGUAUUUCAGGUUGAUUUAUAAUGUUUUGAGGGUUUUUUUGGACAUGCUCCAAAAAUGCUUUUUUAGUAAGUCUAUAGUAUGACGUCCAAAAAUGGACAUUUUGAACAUGAUUCCAAAAAUGUCUAAAAUGUGAUUUAGGAGGUUCUAAAUGAUAUAAUAAACACUCUGGUGUAUU
Molecule: messenger RNA, 2321 nt
Organism: Sphaeramia orbicularis (orbiculate cardinalfish)
Lineage: Eukaryota; Metazoa; Chordata; Actinopteri; Kurtiformes; Apogonidae
Product: PTB domain-containing engulfment adapter protein 1
Exons: 6
Coding region: 922-1452 (176 amino acids)
Source: RefSeq, a predicted model, not a curated record